Messenger RNA from Fusarium poae, 1602 nucleotides. RefSeq lists its product as uncharacterized. The record is from RefSeq and is a predicted model, not a curated record. The transcript has 3 exons. Bases 1 to 1602 code for a protein of 533 amino acids. NCBI's taxonomy places the organism in Eukaryota, Fungi, Ascomycota, Sordariomycetes, Hypocreales, Nectriaceae.
AUGGAAGAGAUCACCGGAAGGGAACGGUACAUCAAGAGCCUGCUUGAAUGGAGAGCGGAGCUCCUCCGGCGGUUCGAUGAGCUAGGGAAUCAAGGGGCGAGUCAGGAGGAGGUGGCCGGGUUCAAUGGUCUCUUAAGGGACCACGACCAGGUCAUCAGUGAUUCAGAGGCGAGGCUCUUUUGCCUCAAAUUCAUCCUGGCUCGUCGCCCCAACUCCCUGGCUACGACUUCUCCGGGGGAGCUUCGCUCCUACACAGAAAAAAAGAAAAAGCCAAAGACCACAUUGGGAGUUAGCCUCCCACAAGACUUUAUCGGCAUGACUCAAGGAGACCAGCAUCACAUCGGCCUCGGCCGCUUCGAUCCAAUUCAGUGUGCCGCAUCGUCUCGUCGAGUGCUUCUGACUGGCCUACCGGGGUCGACUACGGUCACCCAGGUGGCUAGAGGUGUCGCUGGCCGUCGCGGUGUCCUUAAUAUCUUCGUCAGCCGUGAUCUCCGCGCAGAUACGGUGCCUGGGCAGCUAAGUGCUGUCGUAGAGUUCGAGCUCCCUCACAGCGCAAAUCGUUAUGUCCACUUUGUCUCAACCGCUGAGAUCUGGUUCCAGGACAUUCAGGGGCUGGAUCAUCAAAUCCACGCCACACAUAUACUCACACCCUCCAACCGAAUCACCGACAUCCAUCCCACAAGAUUGGGCAUACCCACCGACGCGAACGGAUUAGCUGGCCGUUGUAUUCGUUUCAAAGACUUUCCGAUUAUUGCUAUCUGGGCACUGUUCAAGGACUUCGGCGUUCGACAUAUCGUCGACGCCUGGAUCUCGACUCUUGACGAUCCUGACGAUCCCGCCGAACAGCACCUAACAGUGGAAUUUACCAACAUAUUCGAAGCAACACGUUGUUGCUACAGCCUUCUUAAUGGAUAUUUCCCUCCGUAUCGCCCAUUUCUCGAAAUGAUUUCACUGCAGUGGACCACGUCUGAAAGAGACGUGUCCGAAAUUGAAAUCGAACAAGGCAACAUAAUCUCACACGUGCCUCAUGACCAUAUCGAACAAGCAUGGAACCGACAGCCAUUCAACCAGACCCAAUCUACACAACUCGGAAAGCCCCUGCGUCGAUCAGCCCCCAAGCUCCAAUCACCACUUCACCCACGUCACCCACGUCACCAAGAAGACGGUGUUAUUAUUUGGGGAGAUGGCGAAAAAACCCUACGACGUGUCACACACAAACAGAUCACCAGCCGAAUGAGUACAUACGAUACCCAAUACAUCUUGAUUGGAGACAGUAUUUACUCCAACUGGAGUAUCGUCCCGGGCUCCUACCCUUACUACUUUCCCGUCCACCCCCCCGAACUCGACCGUCUCAAAGCCUAUUACAUCAUGGAUCCGGCAUGGCGAGAUUUUUGGGAUGAGUUUUCCAAAACUCAAGGCAUUGAUUUGCGUGGCUACUAUGCCUAUGCCCUGGUUGCCGCCGAGCGCCGAGUAAGCAAUGAGCUUUCCGGCCGGCCGUACUGGUACGCAGGGGAGAUGUUGGAGCAGGCCACUGUGCCGCAGUUCAUAUUGUCUUAUGCCAAGCCGGAACUCAUCCGCAAGGUAGUCAACACUAGCGACUAA